AUGACGUCACUAAGCAGUUCUUAUUUCUGCUACGGGUGGCGCUGUUGCUUGCUUCUGGAGGCGCUAUUAAACCUCUUCAAGAUACAUUCUAGAAUGCAGUUCGCCACUGUUUUAGUGCCGGUCCUUUUGGUCCUUGCAAGCGUUCUUGUUGACGCCCUUCACUACGACAUCUGCCAGUACAAGGAAGCCGCAAUCACCUGCGCAGGAGACACCGUCAUCCACGUCAUGAAAGCCAACUUCGGCAGGACGGACCGCGACAUCUGUCCAGAUCCCCUCCACGCUCACAACACUCACUGCCACAGUCACCAUUCUCUCGCAAUUGUCAAGAGAUUGUGCGACGGCAAACACCACUGCCACGUCCAUGUUGAUAAUGAGGAUUUGGGAGGAAAUCCGUGCCCCGGCACCUACAAGUACCUCCACCUCGAGGUCCAUUGUGACCACCACCACUAG
This is a messenger RNA of Lineus longissimus, 450 nucleotides long. Its product is annotated as L-rhamnose-binding lectin ELEL-1-like. The coding region runs from base 1 to 450 and encodes 149 amino acids. The record is from RefSeq and is a predicted model, not a curated record. Gene Ontology annotation, molecular function: carbohydrate binding. Lineage: Eukaryota; Metazoa; Nemertea; Pilidiophora; Heteronemertea; Lineidae. The transcript has 3 exons.